CUCCUAAGGAAUCUCUCCGGGCGCUUUUCCCAAAUGUAAACAUUUCCUUUGCUCCUGACGCACAUCCUGGCGGCGACAAGUGGCCCAACCAACCCAGCAGCAAAGCUGACCAAUGGACCGGGCCGGGCACAUACCAGCCCCGCGUCGCCACGCCUCCAUACGGCGGCCCACGGCCCGGCUUUCCCGGCGUUCGGUCCACCGAUUUCAUGGCCCCUGAUCACAAGAUUGGAGUGCAGGGCAUGGGUAUGCCCCCCCAUCUCCUGCAACGAGAUGCUGAACCGCCCUUCCCGCUGCAGCAGCAUGCAAGCGUAUCGUCAAGGAUGAUGGGAUUCAUGCAGCAGCCGUCUCUGCGGCCACAAGACGAACCCUAUACCAAGCCAUCUAGCCAUGGUGCUGAUGAGUUCUUCAACCAGUUCCUGCGCGACGCACAGCUGCGCAACGAGGCUCAGCACCACCAUCCGCCCAUGCCCCAGCGAGCCACGCCAUCAAGCAGCAUGCCUUUCCGAGAUCCGGCCAUCAUGGCCGCCAAGAUGAGCAACGGACCCAUGUCGGACCAUCCCGGCCGCAACCGGCCUCUUGGUGGCAACAUGGGCUCGAGCGACGGCAUGAACGGGUCACCCUCAUUUGUGGGAUCGGAGUGGCUCUCGGGUCCCCCCAUGAGCUCCGUUAACAGCAUGCGUGGUGCAGGCGCCCCAGGACUCCCUGCGCCCGGACUGCAACCCAUGGCGCAUCACAAUGCUUUGGAAACUGGCCCCCGAAGCUGGGACCACCAAGGUUUAAUGUCCAGCCCCCUCUCGAAUUUGGGCACCUCGACGACUCCGCUGGCGCCAUCGAGCUUGAUGCGGACCUCGCUGAGCUCUGCCCAUUCAUUAGCUCACCCCCAGAGCGGCGGCUCUCUUUUGAUGCAGACAGCCAUUGGCACAGCGAGCCAGGAGUGGUCCCAACAGGAUCCAUCCGUGAAGCUGCAGACGAUGCAAGCCUUUCGACUUCAGCAUCAGCAGCAGCAGCAGCAGCAGCAGCAGCAGCAGCAUCCCAUGAUGAUAGCUGCUCGGGAAGGCCCGCCCGGGCUUCUGAGUCAGAGCAACCCGAUGAUGGGUCUGGCUCAGGUCGGCACGAGCGGCUCACCAGCCACCCUUGCGAAGGGCGGCCGGAGAGCUGCAAUGAACUAGCCCCGCCUCCCCCUUCCUCCGACAGAACAUCUCUGUCGGAGAAUAAUGUGGGCGAGCCCGAUGAAGAGUGCCGCACCACAGACACAAAAAACCUUG
Messenger RNA from Polychytrium aggregatum, 1265 nucleotides. RefSeq lists its product as uncharacterized. The record is from RefSeq and is a predicted model, not a curated record. NCBI's taxonomy places the organism in Eukaryota, Fungi, Chytridiomycota, Chytridiomycetes, Polychytriales. Bases 207 to 1169 code for a protein of 320 amino acids. The transcript is spliced from 2 exons.